This is a messenger RNA of Myotis brandtii (Brandt's bat), 736 nucleotides long. Its product is annotated as zinc finger protein 1 homolog. Lineage: Eukaryota; Metazoa; Chordata; Mammalia; Chiroptera; Vespertilionidae. Bases 308 to 568 code for a protein of 86 amino acids. Gene Ontology annotation, biological process: regulation of DNA-templated transcription. The transcript has 3 exons. The record is from RefSeq and is a predicted model, not a curated record.
CAGAAUAGAAAGGAGAGGGAGAGAGAGGUAGAAACAUCAAUGAGCAGACAGAAUCAUUGAUCAGCUGCCUCUUCCACACACCUCACUGGGGAUCAAUUCUGAAACCUGGAGUGUGCCCUGACCAGGAAUGGAACCCCGCCCGCCUGGCUCAGAGGUCAACACUCUACCUCUGAGCCUCAUUGGCCCAGCUAUAUUUCUCUCCUUUUUCCCAGAGCCUUCUCUGCCUUCAUUUUAUGCAGCCUCCACAAGGUCAGGAAGCAUUCCCACCUUUAAUUAAUGACUCUCAACUACUCAAAACAUCCCUUUUAUGACAGAUCCACCUGGGAAGGCAUCCAUAUCUAAUCCCUUUUGGGAUGGGAUCAGAGCCUCUUGUGUCUUGAAGAAGGGAAAGGGACCAUUGACUUUCAGGGAUGUGGCCAUAGAUUUCUCUCAGGAAGAGUGGGAUUUCCUGGACCCAGCUCAGCGGAAAUUGUACCUGGAUGUGAUGUUGGAGAACUACAGCAACCUGGUGUCCGUGGGAAGAUAUAUGCAAACCUGUAUUUUAAAGAGUGAUGGUAAAGUUCCUUGACUAUGCUUUCUUCCAGUGUUUUCAUGGUUUCAGGUGUCAUAUUUUUGUUGUUAAUACAUGCUGAGUUCAAUUUGGUUCCCGGCCUGUGAACGGGGUCUAGUUUUAGUAUUUUUGCAUGUAUCUGUUUCGUUUUUGUUUAACUACUUGAACAACUGAAUAAUCGGUUUU